Drosophila novamexicana is the source of this 446-nucleotide messenger RNA. RefSeq lists its product as uncharacterized. The record is from RefSeq and is a predicted model, not a curated record. The transcript is spliced from 2 exons. The coding region runs from base 42 to 422 and encodes 126 amino acids. NCBI's taxonomy places the organism in Eukaryota, Metazoa, Arthropoda, Insecta, Diptera, Drosophilidae.
GAGCGGUGAGUUAAGAAUAUCUUUUCCGAAUUGUAACUAAUAUGUGUACACAAUGUGUUUGUGCAAAGUCAAUUAUUGUACUUUUUGCCAAUUUGGUGCUUGCGGCACCCGCGACACUCGCCCCGCGCAUCGCUGGUGAAAGUGGCUCUCAACUGGGAAGCCCUAAUGGUCAAUAUACGUUGAGCAUUCGGCAUCCGGAUGGCAAAACCUUGCGCGAGGAGACCGUGAAACAGGUUCCACCCGGUGUCCCGGAGGUAAAAGGUACGCUCAUUCAGAAUUUUGACGUCGAAGGUGGAACUCUGGUGGUCACCUAUGAGGCGGGGCCCAAUGGAUAUGUGGCCAAGUAUAAAUAUACUAUCGGACAAGAAUUUUCGGCAGCUCCGGCUUUAGGUAUUGGACUUCUAAAGUCCCUUCCCGGUUAAAUUUGAUUUUUAUUUGGUGUUUUA